Puccinia triticina is the source of this 3183-nucleotide messenger RNA. RefSeq lists its product as uncharacterized. The coding region runs from base 1 to 3183 and encodes 1060 amino acids. The record is from RefSeq and is a predicted model, not a curated record. The transcript is spliced from 10 exons. NCBI's taxonomy places the organism in Eukaryota, Fungi, Basidiomycota, Pucciniomycetes, Pucciniales, Pucciniaceae. Gene Ontology annotation, molecular function: protein binding.
AUGCCGACUUCCCGACUCACUCCGAAAGAACACUUGUCGUAUCGGAACUUGCUAGCGAUCCCUGCCAAGAAAGAGGUUCAAUUCUCGGAGAUACCGGCUCUUACCAAUGGCUCUGACUCGGAAGACUUGAUCGUUGCAACCUCGGAGUACUGGAUUACCAAACACACCAACCAGGGCCACUUAACAUUCGCCCCCUACGACCGACCCGGCAAGCUUGCCAACAAAACCGCCUCUCUGUCGGCUUGCUCCGGGUCGAUAUCUGAUUUCACCACCUGUCCCUUCGAUAAGUUAUUGGCGGUCGCAAACGAAGCCGGUGAAACAUCGGUCUUCUCUCUUCCAGAAACUCUCAAUCCGCCGGGAGAAACGCAGUCUUUCAACUCCAUCAAGAAGCUCCAUGGCGAUCCCAAGAACUCCCCCGUUGAUAAAUUAGCUUUCCAUUCGACUAGUCGAGGUAUUCUAGCUGGUAACAUUGGUACCCAACUGGCGAUUUGGGAUGCUGAGCAUCUCAACGAUGGAUCACCCUUGAUCAACCUUGCGAGCGGGGCGAGAAUAUGGGAUAUUAAGUGGGGAUGGGAUGGAAAGCUCAUCGGUGCAACUACUCGAACAGGCAUCUUACAGCUAUGGGACCCACGGGCUUCGGCCAUGGUUUCAAGUUGCGACAACCAGGAUGGAUCCGGUGGAAGGAAAUGCAGCCGACUUGCUUGGAUUGGUGAUCACAUCUUGACAACCAGUGUUAACAAGCUACGCGAUCGUCAAUAUUCGGUGUUUGAUCCAAGGUCCUUAAAUUCACCAAUCAAAAUUGAACGAAUAGACAAUUCCAAUGGGACUUUGAUACCUUUGGUUGAUCCAAACCGUUCGAUACUGUAUCUCGCAACAAGAGGAGAAUCGACGUUAAAAUGGUCCAAGCUCAACUUUUCCAGCACAUUGACCGUCGAGGCUUUCAACUCAAUGCUACCGAUCUCUCCAGUUGCUGGUGUCGCGAUGGCACCAAUUAACCAUCGCACUGUGGACGUGAUGAAGGCGGAGCUCUGCAAACUAAUGAUCUUGACUAAAAAUGCCGAAGUUGUUCCGCUCACCAUGCAGGCGCCCAAAAGACAGUAUUUAGAUUUCCACGCUGAUGUCAUGCCUUCCGUGCGAAGUAUGGGGCCGGCGCAAACUGGAAAGGAAUGGCUUCAAGGAAAAGAUCAAAGCGUUGAACUGGUUUCGCAGGACCCCUCAGCAUCCAGCACUCUUAAAUCCACCAUCAAGCAAGCGUCCGUCUCGGUAACAUUGCAACCGACUCCAGCAUCUGAUACUGUCAAAUCUUCCGUCAAGUCAGGACCAGUUUCAACGACUUUGCAAUCAACUCAAGAGUCGCCGCAGGUUCCAGGUUCUCCUAAAAGCCAGUUGCUGGCUACUGGACCAGCCUCUUAUGGCGUGAAGAAAUCGCUUGAUGCAAAGCUCAAUGAUCCGGCCCCUUCUCAAUCAGUUGAGAAACCCAUCUCUAAACACGAUAGUGCCAUUAAGCCAGUACGGUGGUCUCGAAAAUACGUGGAUGGUCAAACGUCUAUGCAGGCUGAUUACGAAGAUCUGCACAAUCUAUCGGCCACUUUUCCGGCCGACCGAGAGAUUAUCAAAUCUACAUCCAGCUUCUUUUUGGUACCAAUCGGCGGGCCAGGUGGAAGGCUCGGAGUUCAUCAGAUGAUCAACAAAGGCAGGCUGCCCACUCGUUUGCCGUGUUUGAUCAACGUGGCAAACAUUGUGGCUUUUGAAGUGGACCAAUUGGACCAAGGACGAGUCUAUGUUGCUGGGGAUGAUUCGAAGGUCAGGGUUUUCCGCGUACCAAAAGAGGGCCUCCAAGAAGACUGCCUGAAUACUGAACUUAUCUUAUCCACUUUGAAUAUGGAUAGGAUUAGCUUGAUUAAGCCACAUCCUACGGCCAAAGAUAUCUUGUUGACCAUCUCGGAGGACAGGAACAAGCCUUGCAUCCGUCUUUGGUACACUGGUCAAGUUGAUGACACAAGCAAGCCAUUAAACGAGCUGCAACUUCCAUCGGGUGCGAUUUCUUCGGCAUCUUGGUCUCUCGAUGGAUCUCUUCUAGCAUUCGCGAAUAAAAACAAGACAUUAUAUAUAUUAGAUCCCCGCGGAGAAGAUGAUAAACAGUGGUCCCAAGGGUCAACACAUGGAAGUUCACGACCAGUGCAAGUUACCUGGACUGAUGCCAGAUCUCAUCUUCUCACUAGCGGCUUUUCAUCGACGGGAAUGCGUGAGGUCAAGCUCUGUCGAGUGGACCACCAGCAACAUACGAUAGAAUCAUUGGCUCAGAUCUCCUUCGAUAACUCGCCAGCCGGGUUUUUUAUACAUUAUGAUCCCGAUACAUCGAUUGGGUUCUGCUGGAGCAAAGGAGAACGGACAACCUAUUUGAUCGAACUGAUUGAGACACCCAACCCGAACGCAAACCCACCGCAGUCAACCUUCAAAUUCGAUCGAUUAACACCAUUCGUACAUUCUACCAUUCAGUUAGGAUAUUCAUUCUUUAUCAAACAGGUUUUAGAUAUCAAAGCAGUUGAAGUCGCCAGAGCUUUAAGGCUAACUGGCAGUCAAGUCGAAGUCGUCAGUUUCAAGAUCCCCCGGAAUCGCUCGGAGUUCUUUCAAGAUGACAUUUUCUGCGACACUAGAGAUCUCUUAACUCCUACAUUCAAGAACGGGCAAGAUUGGUUCAAUCUUGGUCAGAAUAAAGCACAAGAAGAUCCCACAGAGAAAGAUUUGGUUGAGGGUUUUGCGAAAAUCAACUUACAACCAGUUGGGAUGUCUAAAUUAAGUCAGGCUCCCCUGACGAAGCUCCAAUCCAAUCAAAAAGCGCUUAUUGCGAAAGGACCCCAAUUGACGGACUCGCAAAAGGCUGAUCAAUAUCUCGAGAAGCUGUUCCAAUCAGCUAAACGAGAUGAUCAACAUGCGCCCGCUCAAUCUGAUCUGGAGGAUUUCAUGAAAGCAUGGAAGGAGAUGAACAGGAAAUAUGUGGGCAGUAGACCAAUCAAGAUCUCCAAGGCUACCACCAAAGUCGGCAUUGUUCAGAUCAGUAAUAAAAAGGCUAGAACUCUGGACGACCAUCGCAAGAAAAAACUCAUACAGGGCGUCAAACGCUUGCGUACUGGGGCUGGUGCCGUUUGGAAAAACGAUAAUCGUCCAUAUGCGCGCAGAUAA